GGCGGGCGGCGCGCGCUCUCGUGGCCUCGCUGUCCGGCGGCGCCAACCGAAGCGCCGUCCCUGCUGCCGACAUGCUGCGCCGCGCUCUGCUCCGCCUGGCCCUGGCCCUGGCCGUGCUGGCCCGCGCGGGCGCUGCGCCCGAGGAGGAGGACCACGUCCUGGUGCUCAACAAGGGCAACUUCGAGGAGGCGCUGGCGGCCCACAAGUACCUGCUGGUGGAGUUCUAUGCCCCCUGGUGUGGCCACUGCAAGGCUCUUGCCCCCGAGUAUGCCAAAGCGGCCGGGAAGCUGAAGGCCGAAGGCUCUGAGAUCAGACUGGCAAAGGUGGACGCCACCGAGGAGUCAGACCUGGCCCAGCAGUAUGGCGUCCGCGGCUACCCCACCAUCAAGUUCUUCAAGAACGGAGACACGGCUGCCCCCAGAGAGUACACAGCCGGCAGGGAAGCUGACGACAUUGUGAACUGGCUGAAGAAGCGCACGGGCCCUGCGGCCACCACGUUGCCCGACGGAGCUGCCGCGGAGGCCCUGGUAGAGUCCAGCGAGGUGGCAGUCAUCGGCUUCUUCAAGGACGUGGAGUCGGACUUGGCCAAGCAGUUCCUGCUGGCGGCAGAGGCCGUCGACGACAUACCCUUCGGGAUCACGUCCAACAGCGACGUGUUUUCCAAGUACAAGCUGGACAAGGACGGGGUCGUCCUCUUUAAGAAGUUCGACGAAGGCCGGAACGACUUCGAGGGGGAGGUCACCAAGGAGAAGCUGCUGGACUUCAUCAAGCACAACCAGCUGCCGCUGGUCAUCGAGUUCACCGAGCAGACGGCCCCCAAGAUCUUCGGGGGCGAGAUCAAGACGCACAUCCUGCUGUUCCUGCCCAAGAGCGUGACCGACUACGAGGGCAAACUGAGCAACUUCAAGAAAGCCGCCCAGGGCUUCAAGGGCAAGAUCCUGUUUAUCUUCAUCGACAGCGACCACAGCGACAACCAGCGCAUCCUCGAGUUCUUCGGCCUCAAGAAGGAGGAGUGCCCGGCCGUGCGCCUCAUCACGCUGGAGGAGGAGAUGACCAAGUACAAGCCCGAGUCGGACGAGCUGACGGCGGAGAAGAUCGCCGACUUCUGCCACCGCUUCCUGGAGGGCAAGAUCAAGCCUCACCUGAUGAGCCAGGAGCUGCCCGAGGACUGGGACAAGCAGCCGGUGAAGGUGCUGGUGGGGAAGAACUUCGAGGAGGUGGCGUUCGACGAGAAGAAGAACGUGUUCGUGGAGUUCUAUGCCCCGUGGUGUGGUCACUGCAAGCAGCUGGCGCCCAUCUGGGAUAAGCUGGGGGAGACGUACAAGGACCACGAAAAUAUAGUCAUCGCCAAGAUGGACUCGACGGCCAACGAGGUGGAGGCGGUCAAAGUGCACAGCUUCCCGACGCUCAAGUUCUUCCCCGCCAGUGCGGACCGGACGGUCAUUGAUUACAACGGGGAGCGGACGCUGGACGGCUUCAAGAAGUUCUUGGAGAGUGGCGGCCAGGACGGGGCAGGGGACGACGACGACCUAGAGGACCUGGAGGAGGCAGAGGAGCCGGACCUGGAGGAGGACGAUGACCAGAAAGCUGUGAAGGACGAGCUGUGAGGUGGAAGCAGCCCGGCACCCCGACGCCCCUCAGGCUGCUCCCCAGCAGCCAGCCUCCGGGCCGCGCACCCUCCCGGGAGGACAGCACCCAUCGGAAAUGCAGGGAACUUUCUGAAGCCACACUUCACGCUGACACUCGUGUACAUUUAAGCCCGUCUUCUGCUUCAUCUCGGAAAGGGCUUGUCUCCAGGCCAGCCCUCGGGGCCUUUUUUAAUUUGUGAUGUACUUUUUUGUACACGGUUUUGACCUGAGCGCUCGCUAAAAUGUUUUGGAAUCUCACGCUGGCGAUGUCAGCUGCCUGUUAGGUUCUAUGCCAUCACUAGCAUGGUUCGUCUGUGGGAUUUUUAGGCAUUUUGGGACGGCGGGUUCGGUCCCACCCUGGCCGGGCCGCCCUGGAGACAGGUGUCCCCUGUGCGGGGGGCCAGGCUGAUGGUCCCUCACCUGGCAGUGUUGCGGGGACUGCAAGGUUCCUAUGCUGCCUGCUCAACAGAGACAUCAGGUCUCUCGCAGGGGCUCCCCAAGACAGGGCGGUGGGCACCCUGGGCCAGCACAGACCCCUCCCACCCCCCACCCAGAGCAGCACCCAGCUGGUCUGACACUGUGGCCUGGCCCGCGCUGCCCAGAACCUGGCCUCCGUUCCUGCGGGGACAGCGGGAAGCGUCCCAUUCUUCCAGGCGUUUCUACCACAACAUUGGAGCUGAACACAUUGGCCAAAUAAAGUUGAAAUUUUA
Eptesicus fuscus (big brown bat) is the source of this 2338-nucleotide messenger RNA. It is a transcript of the gene P4HB, whose product is annotated as prolyl 4-hydroxylase subunit beta. Bases 72 to 1607 code for a protein of 511 amino acids. The record is from RefSeq and is a predicted model, not a curated record. Gene Ontology annotation, biological process: response to endoplasmic reticulum stress; protein folding. Gene Ontology annotation, cellular component: endoplasmic reticulum; external side of plasma membrane. Gene Ontology annotation, molecular function: protein disulfide isomerase activity. The transcript has 11 exons. Lineage: Eukaryota; Metazoa; Chordata; Mammalia; Chiroptera; Vespertilionidae.